This is a messenger RNA of Schistosoma haematobium, 903 nucleotides long. RefSeq lists its product as uncharacterized. The coding region runs from base 100 to 717 and encodes 205 amino acids. The record is from RefSeq and is a predicted model, not a curated record. The transcript has a single exon. Lineage: Eukaryota; Metazoa; Platyhelminthes; Trematoda; Strigeidida; Schistosomatidae.
GAUGUAAGUAAUGGCGAUGUGGAUCUGUUGCCUGGAGAAAGACUUCUCGACCUUGAGUAUGCGGACGGUAUUGUCUUACUGUGCGAUAAUGCCCAAGGCAUGCAAUCCUCACUUAAUCAGUUGACAAUCAGUGUCCGUAGGUAUGGUAUGUGCUUUGCACCUUCGAAGUGCAAAGUACUUCUACAAGACUGGCAGGAUUCCAAUCCUGUACUCACCCUGGAUGGUGAGCAGAUAGACGUAGUCGAGAAGUUCGUGUAUCUGGGUAGCUGCAUAAGUGCUGGUGGUGGCAUGAGUGAUGAGAUCAAUGCACGAAUAGUGAAAGCCAGAGUGGCUUAUGCCAAUCUGGGCCAUCUUUGGCGCCUUCGUGAUGCUAGUCUGUCUGUAAAAAGUCGGAUCUACAACGCGUCGAUGAGAGCAGUUCUGUUCCAUGCUUGUGAAACAUGGCCUCUCCGAGUUGAGGAUGUUAGACAAGUCUCUGUGUUCGAUCAUCGCUGUCUCCGAAGGAUUGAUGACAUUCAUUGGCAACACCAUGUCAGUAAUGCAGAAGUUCGGCAUCGUGCGUCCGGGCACAGAGACGAUAAUGCAAUCUAUGUCACCAUUUUGAAACACCGACUUCGGUGGCUUGGACAUGUUCUACGAAUGUCGUCCCAGAGAAUUCCACGUCGUGCAUUAUUUGCCGACUCUGGGACUGGUUGGAAGAAGCGGAGAGGUGGUUAGUGCAUGACAUGGUGUCGUGGCAUGAAAGAAAUCUGCAAAGGACUGGCUUGUGUUGGUCCUUCACGACUCCCUGGUUGGGGUCCGAGAGAUGGUGCUACACAGUGGCUAGAGACGUUAUCAGAUAUGGCUCAGAAUAGAAGCCAGUGGCGAUCCUGCUGUAACCUUCUUUUACUUUCUUCAUAAAAA